CCACCACUACCAGCACCACUACCAGCACCACCACCACACAACCCCCCCUCCCUUCCCUUCUCCCCCUCUCACUUCCCCUCUCCUCUCUUCGUACCCUCGUCCCCUCGUCCCUCCACCAGAUACAUCCCAGACGGAACAAUACAGUUCGUCUUGUCUUGAUUGAUCCAUUUCUCAAUUCCCAAUUCUGCUCUCCCCCCCCCAGAGACAAGCGACUCACUUCACCCGCUGAUCAACGCAUAAUCGCAAUCAACCGAGAGUCCACUAGAGUAUCUCGGCCGGCAUUAAACAAGCGGCCCAAACUCGAUCGUCUUGCUUCGUCUCGUCUCGUCUUAGCUCAGCCGGCUUUCAGCUUGGUUCAGGUUUAGCCUGUUGCAACGGACGCUACGCUACCUCCCAGCCCCCCUAACAACUCUGUCGUUUGUUCCCUCGUGGCCCUGCUUUGUGCUGCUGCCCUGCUCUGCCCUGCAGUUCUUCGACGCCGUCACACCGCAAUCAAGUCAGCUACUGCGCGUAUCCGCCCCCAACACAACACUACUGCAACUCGUUGCUUGAUUCUGCACCCGACGCGCAUACGGCUCCAGAAUUUCGCCCCUACGUGUCCAGAAGAAUCCUUUUCCUCGCCUCCCAUUCUCUCCAAGUUUCUCUAUUCAGGUCUCACCGCCAGCACCAACCGACAGACCACCACGCACACACACCACCACUACCAUUCCCCAAACCAGCGCCGUCGUCAUCAUCAUGUUCGCCCUCCUCGAGACCCUGCUCGACUAUAACAACCACGUCACGCUGUUCCAGCGUAUGAUGUUCCUGUUGUCCUUCUGCCUUUCCGGAAUCAUUCUCGCAGUCCAGGCUUCGCAGGCCGGUGAACCAGAUCAUCUACGCAUCAGGUGGACUCGUUUGACUGACCAAAGCCGUCCCUACUGGUACACCUUCUACGUCACCCAAGUCUUCCUCUUCGUCUCCGGCGCCUACCCCAUGCUCUACGACAAGAUGACCAUGUACAUCGGCAGCGGCUAUGAGGCCCAGAUCCUUAACGUCAUCUGGGUCGGCCUUCUGAGCGUCGAGGCUCUCAUGGUCGCCGGCGUCGCUGGCAUCGCCAUCACCCGCAAGUUCAAGGGCGCCCCCAAGCAGAAGACCAACUAGACUCCUUCCCGCGUGCGCCUAUUUGUUUUUUCCCCGGCAUUUACCAUACUAUACCCCCCACAUUUAUUGUUUAUAUUCGACGUCUCGGUGCCGAGACACAGUAUACUCUUACAUACACCGCGCCGACUUACUUUGCAUCUAUGGAGUUGGGGGUCGCUCUUGAAUAUACUUCUUCGUUUUCCCGGCUCGCCUCCUCGAGUGACCGACGGCAAUAUCUCAUGCUACAGCGACCAACGUCUGAAUGCCAGCUCCUUCGAAGGCACACAAAGAUACCUGGGCAAACAAUCAAAACGCAAAAUCUCACGAACAAAGAACGAACAAAGAAUGAACAGUCAGCUCUAGAUUGUGGCCCAGCAACUGAAAGGCGGCAGGCAUCGAGGGCCAUGUCCCGAGUCUAUUGCCAAUCGACACGACCGGUCAUACCCUGCAGUGCUCAGAAUCCUGGGCACCGACGAACAACGAAACGACGAUACCAAUGAAGACACGACGGCGCAUCGACACCAAGCGCUGACAUGGACGAUCAGGAUCAUAGGGCACACCACCUGAGCCCCUUCUCUCGGGCCACCAAUGCCACCGAGACCUCAGACAAGGCCCAAUGCGAAGGAAAUACCUGUUGGGCGGAGGACCGUAGACGGCUAACGUCUGUAUGGAAACAAUCGAUGGCACGUAAUGAAGUCAUGUCUGGAACGCAGUGGAUUUAGAGAACGCGCAGGACGGCCCUCCAAUGUGCGAUGCGACCCAAACAUGGACGAUGUGGCAUACGUCAGUUCGUCGCACCGUCGUCAUGUUGGUACGGCAUCUACUAUUCCUCCUACAGACCUGUGGUCAGCGUUGAGAGAACACUUGCGGCUUCUCACGCGACGACAUCGUCUUGAGUCUACAUAGUCAUCCACUCGGAUUAAGUUCCCAAAAUCCACGAAGUAAUGUUUAUCAUUCUAA
Colletotrichum destructivum is the source of this 2079-nucleotide messenger RNA. RefSeq lists its product as uncharacterized. Lineage: Eukaryota; Fungi; Ascomycota; Sordariomycetes; Glomerellales; Glomerellaceae. The record is from RefSeq and is a predicted model, not a curated record. The transcript has 2 exons. The coding region runs from base 736 to 1140 and encodes 134 amino acids.